AUGUGCAUACUUAGAUUCCUUGCACUGGCGCUUUAUUUGUUCCCUUCAUCCAUAGGUCUUUGCCACGGUCACUGUACCGCGACUUGGCGUGGUCUUCCAGCUGCAUAUUUGUUACCUAAAAGGGUGCCGACAGGUUACAAGUUAGGACGCCUUCGUUCGGUCGCAGAUAAGGUCGAGACUGCUGGGACAUCUGGGUUGGGUCAUUACUCUGUCUCGUCCGUUAAUUUGUGCCAAGACAGUUGUCUCACUGCGAUAUCCCACGAUCUAGAAGAACGAUUGGCUGCCGCGUUAAGAGACGGUAUAGUUCUCAGGGCUGAGGCUGAUGGAAACCUUAUCCCCAAUAGUUUUGAUUUGACUGCUGUGGCCUCUGUACCGGAGUUGUUCCAUGCGAAUUUUUGCCUUCGUAAAGAAGACCAUAGUGAGACACUGUUGAAGAUUCACACAUUGUAUUUCGAAAAAGUAUCUAAGAAGGAGGAAUUGGACGCUCUGUUAGCUCGCCGAUCCGAAUUGUCAAAGGACUUUCAUAAGUCUGCUGACCCUGCUCAAGCAUCGCUUAGGGAAUGUAGUCUUGCGCUUCGCAACGAAGUCAAAUGCCUCCAAUCACGUGUUAAAACAUUGGAUGAACAGCUUUCAUCACUGCUCUGUACGUUACCAAACAUAGUGUCUGAGGGUGUACCUGAGACUGAGGUGAUAGUGGAGAAAACGUCCAAUGGUAGUGCUGCUCCAGACACUCCGGGUACAAUAGUUCCGCACUACGAGAUUAUAGAACGUUUUAGUGACGUAUUCACAUCUAAAUCUACUCGUAUAAGCGGUACUGGCUUUUCGGCAUUCAGUGGCAACAUCAGUCGUUUGGAACGUGCAUUGUCCAACUUUAUGCUUGACACCCAUCAUAAGCUUUUUGGCUACAAGGAGGUGUCAGUUCCUUUCAUUGUGAACGAGCACAGUUUGGAAAGUACGGGUCAUUUACCUCGUUUUGAGGAUGACCUUUUCAAGUUAGAUGAACGCCACCAGUGUAACGGUGAGCGUGGGUAUUUGAUUCCUACAGGUGAGAUACCACUGCUCGCACUUUUAGGCAAUAGUCGGAUACAUCCUGAUAGACUGCCUUUAUGGUUAAUGGCCUAUACACCAUGUUUCCGGUCUGAGAUUCAGGAUUAUGGACGUGAGACACGUGGGCUAAUACGCAAUCACCAGUUUGGUAAAGUGGAACUAGUUUGCGUCUGUGACUCAGGAAGCUCGGAACAUUUCCACAAUCUUAUGUUAUCUCAUAUUGAGUUUAUUUUGAAAUCCUUAGGUUUACCGUACCGUCGAGUGUUACUGCCGGUAAAUCAGCUUGGUGCAACGUCAAGCAAAACUGUUGAUUUUGAAGUGUUCUUCCCCUCGUUGGACAAAUAUAUAGAGGUGUCGAGCUGUAGUAAUACGUUGGACUAUCAAUCGAAUCGUUUGAAUUUGUUGACGUCCUCUAGGUCUAAGGUUCAUUGCAUUAACGGCUCUGGUCUUGCGUUAGGGCGCACUCUUUCGGCCAUUUUAGAGAACUAUCAACUUAUGCAAAAGAACAAUCGUCUGGCGAUACGCGUCCCAGAUGUACUUAAGCCAUAUCUCAACGGAGAGCAAGAACUAAUAGAACCUACUCUUUCUGGCAAGGUUAUGCCAUCUAAUCCCAUUAAAACGCACACUCCUGAAGUGCAAGCCAAAGUCGAGAGUGACUUGUUUUCGGUCGUGCGUGAAGCUUGGCUUGACUCCCGCGUACCUAGAGUACAAAAGUUUGUCACAGGAACAUUUCUUAGCAUUUUGUUUGGAGGCGGCAUCGCAAGCAAAUAUUACGAUCAGACGAAUAGUGGAUUAUCUAGGUCGAUAAUUAUUGGUGAAACCCACUUAUUGAGUUCUUAUUUGGCAUUUACGUGUGGCUUGAGAUCUGGUCUGAUGCAUUACUUGGGUUGCGGUAUUAUACCGAGGCGGUUUUACUGGGCUCCACAUUAUAUGCAAAUAUCAUCCGUUUCCGGGGUGUUGGCGGCUGCGUUUGCCUCGGGAAACGCUGACGUCUCUUCCAGAACCGUACUUCGUCUUUUAGGUGGCUGUUUCACGUUGUGCGCCGCCAACGAGGUAUUGGCGACCCGUUUUAAUAUGUCUCCCCGUUGGUACGUUUCAAGCGCAUAUUCUAAGAACAACGGGUGGCUCGUUAUUAGGGCGCACAUCGGCGUCGCCUCAGUCACAAUGGCAUCGGGAUUUUCAGGGGACGAGAUUUCAUCAUGGGCAGUACUGUAUCCUACGUAUUUUGACAAAAAGGCCAGCGUAAGCGGGGGCCGUCGUGUGAACCAAUCCCUAGCGGUUGAGAAUCCCCGCGUCGAGGAUAUUCGCGCGGUUUGCGCGAAGCUUAAGGUUCCCUACGUGCUGGAACCAAACAAGCUUUACCCGCGAGACUAUAUGAAUCCGGGUCGCAUACGCGUAUAUUUUUUACAUCCCAACGCGGAAUCUAAGGCUACUACAAAGUGCACCUUCAUUUACGAGAUCGCCCCUCUUAUCGCACAGCUGAAAUCAUGCCAAAAGUCCGUUGCACCAGCGACUAACAGUGCUAAGUCUACUAAGAAGAAAAAGAAGUGA
Messenger RNA from Babesia sp. Xinjiang, 2598 nucleotides. RefSeq names its product Serine--tRNA ligase (gene serS). The record is from RefSeq and is a predicted model, not a curated record. NCBI's taxonomy places the organism in Eukaryota, Apicomplexa, Aconoidasida, Piroplasmida, Babesiidae. The coding region runs from base 1 to 2598 and encodes 865 amino acids. The transcript has 9 exons. Gene Ontology annotation, biological process: seryl-tRNA aminoacylation; SRP-dependent cotranslational protein targeting to membrane. Gene Ontology annotation, molecular function: ATP binding; 7S RNA binding; serine-tRNA ligase activity. Gene Ontology annotation, cellular component: signal recognition particle.